Callorhinchus milii (elephant shark) is the source of this 2683-nucleotide messenger RNA. RefSeq names its product golgi-associated, gamma adaptin ear containing, ARF binding protein 1 (gene gga1). Lineage: Eukaryota; Metazoa; Chordata; Chondrichthyes; Chimaeriformes; Callorhinchidae. The coding region runs from base 230 to 2083 and encodes 617 amino acids. The record is from RefSeq and is a predicted model, not a curated record. The transcript is spliced from 17 exons. Gene Ontology annotation, biological process: intracellular protein transport; vesicle-mediated transport. Gene Ontology annotation, cellular component: trans-Golgi network. Gene Ontology annotation, molecular function: small GTPase binding; phosphatidylinositol binding; ubiquitin binding.
GGAGCGGCAACAGGAGGAGGAGGCGGCGGAGGAGAGCCUGGAGUCGCGGCUGAAUAAAGCCACAAACCCUUUGAACCGCGACCUAGAGUGGGACUACAUUCAAGCGUUCUGUGAUCAACUCAACAAGGAAUUGGAAGGACCGCAGCUUGCUACAAGAUUUCUUGCACAUAAAAUCCAAUCGCCUCAGGAAUGGGAAGCUGUUCAGGCCUUGACGGUGCUGGAGACGUGCAUGAAAAACUGCGGGAAAAGGUUUCAUAGCGAGGUGGGGAAGUUCAGGUUUCUGAAUGAAUUGAUUAAAGUCGUAUCACCUAAGUACCUGGGAACUCGAGCCCCCGAGAAAGUGAAGACAAAGGUUUUGGAAUUGAUGUUCAGUUGGACGGUGGGACUGCCAGACGAGCUGAAGAUCACAGAGGCUUAUCAGAUGCUUAAAAAACAAGGAAUUCUGAAACAAGAUCCUGUCCUGCCUGACGACCAGCCUCUGCCUCUGCUGCCUCCCCGACCUAAGAACGCUAUCUUUGAAGAUGAUGAAAAAUCCAAGCUGCUGGCACGUCUUCUGAAGAGCAGCCACCCUGAGGACCUGCGAGCUGCAAACAAACUGAUAAAGGAGAUGGUGCAGGAGGAUCAGAAGAGAAUGGAAAAGAUUUCUAAGCGAGUGAAUGCCAUUGAAGAGGUGAAUAGCAACGUCAAACUGCUGAGUGAGAUGCUGGACAACUAUAAGAAGGAAGAGACCUCAGAGAGUAACGAGGAGAUAAUGAAGGAGUUGUACCAGCGAUGUGAGAAGAUGAGACCCACGCUGUUCAGACUGGCCAGUGACACAGAGGAUAAUGACGAGGCUCUGGCUCAAAUCCUUCAAGCGAACGAUAACUUGACACAGGUCAUUAACACGUACAAAACCAUCGUGAAGGGAGAAGAAGUUAAUGGAGUGACCGACUUGCCAAACAUUAAAGGGAGCAGCUCUGCCCUCCUCGAUCUGUCUGGGCUGGACACCAGCACAAGCUCUCCCGCCUACCCAGCUGUCCCCAAAAGCCAGGGCUGGCAACCCCACCUGUCACAGGAUCUAAGCAACUCCGUAUCACUACUGGACGAUGAGCUUAUGUCAUUAGGACUGAAUGACCUGGCUCCCAGCACCGCCCCUUCAGCCCACACCCUUGAGUCAAGCAGCAGCUGGAAUGCCUUUCAGUCCUCUGACGCUGAUGAGCUGAGCGCCCCUUCAGCCGCUACGUCGGACGACACCCAUUCACCGUCUUCCCACUUCCUCAAGCCGGCUGCCUCUCAUCCCGCUCCCUCUGCCAUUGCCGGGAGCAAAGCUCUGGACGAUUUGGAUUUGCUGGGCAAAACCCUGCUUCAGCAGUCACUGCCUCCGGAAUCUCAACAGGUCAAGUGGUCAACUCCACAACAGAAGCAGACCCUUCGAGAUCUGAAGAACAAGUCGAACGCCAGCUCCUCCGCUGCCUUGGGAGAGUCACCGCUAUUCACCGCUCUCCCGACCAGGAGUGUCUCGCCUGUCUUAGCGAGUGGGGCCUGCAGCACAGACUUCACAGCUCCCUUUGAGCAGCCUUUGCCGUUUCCCUACACUCCUCCCGGCCACACAGCCCUGCACAGCACACAGACAAGCCACAGAAGCCCCUCAUUGCCUCCGCUGGAGAUCUCACUCGCUAACGUUGUGGUGCCUCUAGAAUCAAUUAAACCAAGUAGCAUCCUGCCGGUGACUGUGUACGACAGGAAUAGUUUCCGGGUUCUGUUUCACUUCGCCAAGGACUCUCCUCCCGGCCAGCCGCAGGUUCUCGUGGUUGUCACGUCCAUGAUCAGCACAGCUCCACAGCCGGUCAAGAACAUCCGGUUCCAGGCCGCCGUUCCCAAGGUUAUGAAAGUGAAGUUACAGCAUCCCUCCGGCACUGAGCUGCCAGCCUUCAAUCCCGUACUUCCACCUUCUGCUAUCACGCAAGUCUUACUGCUAGCCAACCCACAGAAGGAGAAGGUGCGGUUACGAUACAAGCUGACGUUUACCUUUGGGGAGCAGACCUACAAUGAGAUGGGAGACGUGGAUGACUUCCCGUCCCCGCAGUCCUGGGGGAGUCUCUGAUGUGGCCUGUACAAUACAAUACUGCUGCUCCAAUGUUAAGAGACUACUAGCUGUGUGUAGACCAGGUGAACUCCGCUCGCGUAUACUAAUCCUGAUCCAGUCACUUUCUGAUUUCUGAGGCAGAUCUGCUCACGGCGAGCCGCGCUGGCUGGCCGGUCGGCCGGUUGGUGGGUGCCAGUCGUGAGCGAGACGGGGGGGUGAUUGAUGAGAAAGGUGGUGGUGUAGGAGGCUGGACUCCGCAGCCGAGCCAACCGCGAGCGAGCAAACGGCAGGACCAGCUAUGGCGCAAGUGCACCGUUUGCUUUUGUUCUGGUGGUAGAGUCCUGCGGUCUCGCUGACUGUCUGUCUUGCCUGUCUAUCCGCUGUGUGAUUGAGACCUUCCUCCCCCCACCCACCCUCCUCACACACACACACACACACACACGUCGUUACAUUUUAAUGAGCCCGUUGUUCAAAUUGAAACGGGAGAGAGACGACGUCUCGAAUGCGCUUCUCGAGCACUCAGUGUCUGGGGCAGUUCUGGGAUUUGUAGCCGAUCAUAUUAAUUACACUAAUAAUCCUUGCAUUUUAUACAGUGCUUUAUCAGGUCGUUGAGACGUC